Oppiella nova is the source of this 525-nucleotide messenger RNA. NCBI's taxonomy places the organism in Eukaryota, Metazoa, Arthropoda, Arachnida, Sarcoptiformes, Oppiidae. The record is from the annotation of a GenBank genome assembly.
CAAUUGGGAGGUUUUUUGGCCCCAUUUGUAAUCUUGGGCUCAUUUCUACUAUUGGGCGGUGUUUUCACAUUCAUAUUAAUGCCACGAACUGUGGAGCCAUCCGUUCAAAAGUCGGGAAACUUCUUUAGUUUCAUAGCAGACGCCGGCGUACUAUUGGACGCCUUAGCGAUCGCCACAUCUCUCAACUUCAUUGGCUUCAAUGCGGCCACUCUUGAGCCACACCUCCGAAGAUUCGAUGAGUUGUGGUUAACUAUCCUCUCAUUGGUAUUCAUUGGUUUGGGAAUCGCAGCAAAACUGGUCACCGCUUUCAUCAGUGCUUUACAGGACUCCAUCCAUAGGCGAGGCUUUCCCAGUGAUAUCUCAACUUAUGGUUUAGUGUCAGCCAUGUAUUUCUCAGCCAAUUCUAUAGGGGCAUUUAUAGGACCCACUUUGGGAGGAGUCCUCUUAGAUAGUGUUGGCUACAGAAGUGGCACUUUUGUUAUACUCUUUAUCGACGCUAUUUUGUUAAUGUUCAAUGAUUUGUAG